AUGUUUCUAUUACGUAAUGUAUAUUUUCAAGUUGAAAUAAUAAAUUCCUUAUACAGCUUGAGUGUUCACGACGCUUUCGUCGACUUGCGACACUGUUGCCGACCUAAGUUAACAACGGGCUCCCUAACUACACUAAAACGAUCUGUUGCAAACAAAUCCGUAUCCAUACAGAAAGGUUAUCUCUAUGACAAAAUGAACGAUCUACCUAACGCGACCCAUUGGACGUUAAAUGAUUACAAGUGGAUCCAACGUUUGUUUAGGCUCCCGUGUCGUUUAGAAGGGCCCAGCUGGCGGUGGAAGGCCGGGCAGACGAGCAUAGAUGCGGCGACAGUAAUUAUCGCCCGUGUCGACGACUCCCGGGAGAGCGUUCACCCCGAGGGCCGCGCAACACUGACAAUACUCAACUGUCGGGGCUGCGAGCGACCUAUCACUACUAAACUCAUCCGCCUCAAUGUUCACGUCAGUCGCAGGGCACAAUGCGAUCUUGGCGGACCCUACACUAAGCUAUCGCACAAUAUAUUCUUUCUCCGCCGUUUUAAUAUGCAAGGAGAAGUGAAACCGCUCGCAUUUUCAUGUUACGCCCUUUAUGUAAAUCUGUUGGUAUAUUUUCUGGCAGCGCUUGCAAAAUAUUGUAUCAGUGCAGUAAAUAAAUAA
Leptosia nina is the source of this 654-nucleotide messenger RNA. The record is from the annotation of a GenBank genome assembly. NCBI's taxonomy places the organism in Eukaryota, Metazoa, Arthropoda, Insecta, Lepidoptera, Pieridae.